This is a messenger RNA of Eruca vesicaria subsp. sativa (arugula), 366 nucleotides long. Lineage: Eukaryota; Viridiplantae; Streptophyta; Magnoliopsida; Brassicales; Brassicaceae. The record is from the annotation of a GenBank genome assembly.
AUGGCGGAGGGGAGAAACAGAGUCCCAACAUCGGUGUCGGUCACAGUUGCCCACGAACUUCUUCUAGCCGGCCACCGUUAUUUGGACGUCAGGACUUCAGAAGAGUUCAGCCAGGGACAUGCCACUGGGGCGAUCAACGUUCCUUACAUGAACCGUGGAAAUUCAGGGAUGUCAAAGAACCCCAACUUCUUGGAACAAGUCUCCUCCCAUUUCGGACAAGCCGAUGAGGUCAUCGUGGGUUGCCAGGGCGGGGGAAGAUCUUUGAAAGCCACGGCUGAGCUUCUUGAUGCUGGUUUCACGGGCGUCAAAGAUAUCGCCGGUGGCUAUUCUGCCUGGACCCAGAAUGGUCUUCCUACACAAGACUGA